Molecule: messenger RNA, 886 nt
Organism: Jaminaea rosea
Lineage: Eukaryota; Fungi; Basidiomycota; Exobasidiomycetes; Microstromatales
Product: NAD(P)-binding protein
Exons: 3
Coding region: 65-886 (273 amino acids)
Cellular component (GO): intracellular anatomical structure
Molecular function (GO): oxidoreductase activity, acting on NAD(P)H, oxygen as acceptor
Source: RefSeq, a predicted model, not a curated record
GUCAAUCACCUCUCUCACCUGCCUUCUCAUCCUCAGUCACUCACCCGGCACGCACCCACCCACCAUGAGCUCCUUCCUCGACGUCAAGGGCGAGAUCAAGCCCAACCCGACCCCCUCCACCCCCUCGAACGUGAUGGACAUGUUCAGCAUGAAGGGCAAGGUAGUCGCCAUCAGUGGGGCAGGCGCGGGUAUUGGUUUUGCGGUGGCAGAAGCAAUGGCAGAGGCGGGGGCUCAUGUCGCGAUUUGGUACAACUCCAACAAGGCUGCGGUCCAGAAGGCGGAGGAACUCGCCAAGAAGAACGGCGUCAAGGCAAAGGCGUAUCAGUGCGGCGUGACAGACUACGAGGCCGUCCACGCGACCGUUGCACAGGUAGUCAAGGAUUUUGGCCACCUGGACUGCUUUGUCGCCAACUCGGGCGUGGCCUUUGCUGGUGGUAUCCUGGAGCAGCCCGUCGAGGAGUGGCACAAGGUAAUGGACGUCAAUCUGCACGGCGUCUUCUACUGCGCCAAGGCCUGCGGUGAGGUCUUCAAGCAGCAGGGCAAAGGUAACCUCAUCAUCACCGCUUCGAUGAGCGGACAGAUCGUCAACGUGCCCACCGACCAGGGUUGCUACAAUACUAGCAAGGCGGCGGUUAUCCACUUGGCGAGGAGUCUGGCGAGGGAGUGGAGGGACUUUGCUCGAGUGAACACAGUCAGCCCUGGCUACAUCGAGACGGAUCUUGGCGCAGCACCCAAGGUCCGCAACGAGGCCUUCCGAAUGGCCGUCCAGGGGCGUCAGGGAGAUGUCAAGGAGCUCAAGGGGGCAUACCUCUACCUCGCUAGCGAUGCCUCGACCUACUGCACAGGUCACGACCUGGUCGUCGAUGGAGGCUACACUCUCCCCUGA